AGAGAGAGUGUAUGCAGUAUGUAGUGUAGUGUCUCUGGUUAAACACUGUGGGAUUAUGGGAACCGUACGCAGGACUAGACGGAGGACUGGACUGUAAUUCAUACCGGAGGAGCUGCACCUGUUCACCUGUAGAGCCCUGUUCACCUGCUCAUCACUGAAGGAACAUUCAGGAACACAGAGAGCUACAGUUAAAGCUCUGUAGAGCAGCUGAUUGGUGUAGAUUAGGCCGAAUGAUUGCGGCACCCCCUGUUGGCCGGGGUGGUCAGAAUGAAGCGGGAACGUUUCAAACCUCCAGAACUGGACGAUCCGAUCUGCUGCUGUGGCGACAUCGACCAGCAGAGGGAGUACUGCUGCUGCGACUGUGAGGAACUGGAUGAUACCUGUGAAAAAUUACUUCAGAAGGAAGUUAAGAACGUGGACUUCCUGUCCCGCCUCUCUUCAGUUCUGACGGAUCGUCUGGGUUUUUCGUGUUGUUCGUUGGUACCUGUCCGUAUCGAGCUGUCUGCUCUGCCCCCCAUGCUGCUGCUUCCUGUUCUGCUGCAGGUGGCGGCGCUGCACUGCAUGCUGGGAGUUGUAGUCCUGACGGCUCUGCCAGGGCUGGUACUAUGGUAUUAUUAUGUAACGCACCGUAAAAAGAGGCGGACUCUGUUCUUCCUCAGCCUGGCGCUCUUCUCCCUCGCCUACAUGUACUUCCUGUUCCUGACUGAGAUCCUGCCCAGGGGCGACGUCACCUACCUGCAGGUGGUUACCGUGACAGCCGGCAUGGUCCUGAUGCUGGUGUCGCUCGUCCGCACCAAGCAGGGUCCGGGGAUCGUCCGAGCCGACCACGCCCACUCUGCACACGCCAGUCCUACCUCUACCAAUCAGAGCCAACUCUGCAACAAGGACUCCGCCCACUGCAAUGGAGUCAGCCAAUCGGAGAGUGCCAUGGGAACAAAGAGGAAGUGGUGUCCCGUGUGCCGAUUGGUGCGUCCGCCCCGGGCGGGGCACUGCAGGAUCUGUGGAGUGUGUGUGCUGCGUAUGGACCAUCACUGCGUCUGGAUUAAUUGCUGCGUGGGGCAGGCCAAUCACAGGGACUUCCUGUUGACGCUCCUCCUCUUCCUGUUGACGUCCCUGUAUGGGAUUAGCAUGGUGCUGCGCAGUGUUUGCCCCCGACAGAGUGUGUUCACCGCCCUGCUGUACUGCCCCGGGGUCUACAACCAGUACAGCACAGCGCUGUGUUUUACGUGUGUGUGGUACAGCUGUAUAAUUACAGGUGGGCUACUGCACCUGCUGAUCCUGCAGGUGAUUAAUAUCAGCUGUAACGUGACGGAGCGUGAGGUCCAGCUCUCCCUGAGGAACGGAACCGGACGCAGGAGGUUCUGCGGACUGCUGGUGAACACCGGAGCACCAUCGCACGGGUUCACCACAAACUGGACCCAGUUCCUCACCAUGCACACCGCCGACCCACCAAACCACCCCCUCACACUCAGCAACAUGGUAUAACCCACCAAACCACCCCCUCACACUCAGCAACGUGGUAUAACCCACCAUACCUCCCCUCAAACUCUGCAACAUGGUAUAACCCCCCCCACACACUCAGCAACGUGGUAUAACCCACCACACACCCCCCCACACUCAGCAACGUGGUAUAACCCACCACACCCCCCUCACACUCAGCAACAUGGUAUAACCCAACAUCCACCCCUCCUCACACUCAGCAACGUGGUAUAACCCACCACACCCCCCUCACACUCAGCAACAUGGUAUAACCCAACAUCCACCCCUCCUCACACUCAGCAACGUGGUAUAACCCACCACACACCCCCCACACUCAGCAACGUGGUAUAACCCACCACACACCCCCCCACACUCAGCAACGUGGUAUAACCCACCACACACCCCCCACACUCAGCAACGUGGUAUAACCCACCACACCCCCCCCACACUCAGCAACAUGGUAUAACCCAACAUCCACCCCUCCUCACACUCAGCAACGUGGUAUAACCCACCACACACCCCCCACACUCAGCAACGUGGUAUAACCCACCACACACCCCCCCACACUCAGCAACGUGGUAUAACCCACCACACACCCCCCCACACUCAGCAACGUGGUAUAACCCACCACACACCCCUCCUCACACUCAGCAACGUGGUAUAACCCACCACACCCCCCCCACACUCAGCAACAUGGUAUAACCCAACAUCCACCCCUCCUCACACUCAGCAACGUGGUAUAACCCACCACACCCCCCUCACACUCAGCAACAUGGUAUAACCCAACAUCCACCCCUCCUCACACUCAGCAACGUGGUAUAACCCACCACACACCCCCCACACUCAGCAACGUGGUAUAACCCACCACACCCCCCCACACUCAGCAACAUGGUAUAACCCAACAUCCACCCCUCCUCACACUCAGCAACGUGGUAUAACCCACCACACCCCCCCUCACUCAGCAACAUGGUAUAACCCCCCCCACACUCAGCAACGUGGUAUAACCCAACACACCUCCCCUCACUCAGCAACAUGGUAUAACCCCCCCCACACUCAGCAACGUGGUAUAACCCACCACACGCCCCCCCCACACUCAGCAACGUGGUAUAACCCACCACACACCCCCCACACUCAGCAACGUGGUAUAACCCACCACACCCCCCCUCACUCAGCAACAUGGUAUAACCAACCACACACCUCCCCUCACACAUAGCAACGUGGUAUAACCAACCACACACCCCCCCUCACACUCAGCAACGUGGUAUAACCCACCACACCCCCCCUCACACUCAGCAACGUGGUAUAACCCACCACACACCCCCCCACACACAGCAACGUGGUAUAACCCACCACACCCCCCCUCACACUCAGCAACGUGGUAUAACCCACCACACACCCCCCCACACACAGCAACGUGGUAUAACCCACCACACCCCCCCUCACACUCAGCAACAUGGUAUAACCCACCAGACACCCCCCCUCACACUCAGCAACAUGGUAUAACCCACCAGACACCCCCCCUCACACUCAGCAACGUGGUAUAACCCACCACACCCCCCCCCCACACACACAGCAAUGUGGUAUAACCCACCACACCCCCCCUCACACUCAGCAACGUGGUAUAACCCACCACACACCCCCCCACACACAGCAACGUGGUAUAACCCACCACACCCCCCCUCACACUCAGCAACAUGGUAUAACCCACCAGACACCCCCCUCACACUCAGCAACAUGGUAUAACCCACCAGACACCCCCCCUCACACUCAGCAACGCGGUAUAACCCACCACACCCCCCCUCACACUCAGCAACGCGGUAUAACCCACCACACCCCCCCUCACACUCAGCAACGCGGUAUAACCCACCACACCCCCCCUCACACUCAGCAACGCGGUAUAACCCACCACACCCCCCUCACACUCAGCAACGUGGUAUAACCCACCACACACCCCUCCUCACACUCAGCAACGUGGUAUAACCCACCCCCCCCCCUCAC
Molecule: messenger RNA, 3477 nt
Organism: Astyanax mexicanus (Mexican tetra)
Lineage: Eukaryota; Metazoa; Chordata; Actinopteri; Characiformes; Acestrorhamphidae
Gene: zdhhc23a
Product: zinc finger DHHC-type palmitoyltransferase 23a
Exons: 5
Coding region: 268-1485 (405 amino acids)
Biological process (GO): protein targeting to membrane; peptidyl-L-cysteine S-palmitoylation
Cellular component (GO): Golgi apparatus; endoplasmic reticulum
Molecular function (GO): protein-cysteine S-palmitoyltransferase activity
Source: RefSeq, a predicted model, not a curated record